Harpegnathos saltator (Jerdon's jumping ant) is the source of this 4573-nucleotide messenger RNA. Its product is annotated as segmentation protein Runt. NCBI's taxonomy places the organism in Eukaryota, Metazoa, Arthropoda, Insecta, Hymenoptera, Formicidae. Gene Ontology annotation, molecular function: DNA-binding transcription factor activity, RNA polymerase II-specific; ATP binding; RNA polymerase II cis-regulatory region sequence-specific DNA binding. The transcript is spliced from 4 exons. The record is from RefSeq and is a predicted model, not a curated record. Bases 355 to 1314 code for a protein of 319 amino acids. Gene Ontology annotation, biological process: regulation of DNA-templated transcription. Gene Ontology annotation, cellular component: nucleus.
CUGCGGCUACGUUCGCUAAAAACUAGAAUCCGCUCAGCCGGCAUCGGGUGCACGUCGAUUCGGUUCGAACUUUCAGUACAACCGAAAAGUUCAGCGUAGUAGGAUCUGCAGAGGCGAAACUGUAAGCCCGACGACGAGUGCGGAGCAGUUUCUUUUUUUUUUUCGCCAGGCAAGACACGGAGGGGAAAUGAUGUGUGUAACGUUUUAGGUUAAAUGUGACGACAGUGGAUUGCGGGCAGAGCAGUGAUCGUAAACGUGAGCGACAUAGUGUUCGCGUUGGUGUACUAGUUUCGUUGAAUAUCCCGCGUAUUUAUCAUCCUUUCAACACGGAGGUCCGCUAGAAUUAGCGGGAGGAUGCCGGAAGGUCCGGUUAGAAUGGAGGACUAUAACACGAUUCACGAUGCACUACGAAACUAUCACGGUGAUCUGGUGCAAACGUGCAGCCCCGCCAUCAUGUGCACCACGCUACCACCGCACUGGAGGUCGAAUAAGUCCCUGCCGGUACCGUUCAAGGUCGUAGCGCUCGACGAGAUCAAAGACGGCACCAUAGUCACCAUCAGGGCCGGUAAUGAGGACAAUUACUGUGCCGAACUGAGAAAUUGCACGGCUGUCAUGAAAAGCCAGGUCGCCAAGUUCAACGAUCUUAGAUUCGUUGGUCGUAGCGGAAGAGGGAAAUCAUUUUCGCUGACUAUUCAGAUCGGUUCGACGCCGUUCCAAGUAGCCACGUAUACCAAAGCCAUCAAAGUCACAGUAGAUGGCCCAAGAGAACCACGAUCCAAGUCAAAUUAUCAAUAUGGCCCGGGAUUCCCUGGACUGGGCUUACUCAACCCCUGGUUGGAAGCCACGUAUCUCGGACACCCCUGGUCACACUUAACGCAACCUGUCCUAAUUAAAGGGUCCCUGCCGAUACCACCGCACCCGGACUUGUUCGCGGGAUUCACGCCGCCAGUUGUUCCGUCGUAUCCGUUUAUACCGUCGUAUCCAUCAACAACCACCUACGAAGCGACGACAUGUACGACGACGACGACGACGACGACGACGACGACCACGACCACGACCACAAACAGUCCGUCCAGAAGCGCAUCGUCGCUGAGCCCUGGCAGUGGGUCCAGCAGCGGGUUCAGCAAUGGGUCCGAAGGAGCAAAAGGUACGUGCGGUGAAGAGGCCCGAAGUGCCUUCAUACGCAUCAAACUUAACGCUGCUGUGCCGCCGGGAUCAUCCGCGACGCCUGAACGAAAUUCAUCGUCGCCCGACAAAGAUAGCAGUGACACUAAACAAACGAAGGUGCCGAAGCCGGUGUGGAGGCCGUACUAAUCCAAGUAGACGAGUGUGGCACGGCAACGAUACUCGAUUCGAAGCACGAAGGAACAAAACGGUGAGCAAAAGUCCCAAUCGUACUUAUCGGUCGGCAAUUGUCGCAUAUUGCAUUACAAACCAGUGCAGUACCAGACGCGCAUAUACAUACAGUAAACACAACGUGUAAUGAAUAUUGAUGUAAAUGCUAGCGCGAGAUAACGCGAAAGAUCGAAAUUCAAAUGUGUGGUCCAAACGAUAAAACAAACGCAACCAUAAAAACAACGGGAAAAAAAGAACUUCCGCCGAGAGCGGAAUACGCGCGGCUAGCGAAACGGUAACCACGGAAUGAGAGACUCCCCAAGCUCCUCUAGUGAAUGAACUCUGUUCUGAUUCUCUGAUAACAAUCGAAAAAUCUCUCCAAUCUUUUAAAAAGCGUCUUAAGGAGAAUCAACACUUGCGAUACGAUUUUAAUGUGUCGGCACACUUUGAGGCGCAGGUGUACCAACGGAUGAGAGAAAGCUCGUACACAAUCAAAUUGUGUCGAGUUUUCUUCAGUUCAGCUCAACACAUUUCUCGGCAUCGCAGCGACUGUUUAUCAUAGGGUGAAUUGUUGUAGGACGAAUUUAUAUAUGUACAUAUUGCUGAAGAGGAUCGCUUGGAGACAGACCGCUCCUCUAAUGUUUGGCCUUGCUACAAUAAACGAUAGUUGCACGGACAAUUACGAUGGGACUCUGGGUUAGCCAUUUUAUUUUCCUUCAUGUUCUGAAUUGUCAUCAAGAGCCCCGUACUAUACCAUUUAUGCGUAUAGUUGCGCUGGAAGGCUAGUGAUAAUGUCUACGACAGACAUCCUGAGCGCGACCCGUCCUCGGGAUUCAAAAAGAAAAAUUCCCCAGUAUAAAUGACAAUUUCUUGUUCUCUUCAUCGUUCGCUCGAGUGUGUAUUCUGCUCUUCGGUUUUACGAAGAUACGAAUGGUGUGCACACCUGAAGGAAUGUGACGCGAGAAUAAUGGUAAACACACACAGUGGUACGACCGAAAAAAUCGGUCGAAGCCUAAAUGUCGUUCACAGUAAGUUUUUUUCUAAAUGUAAAUAUAUUGUAUAUACUCGGCUUGUACAUAUCGUGUAGAUAGUUCAUGGACAAUAAUAUACAGGGUGACCCGAUAAAAGAUGCAGGAUUUAAAUCUGGCACUGUUCUCGUUGUGUGAACCGCAGCGCCGCGAUUCUUCGUCCGUUGUGUUCUGAAGAUUAGGGAAUAUCGAAAUGUGGAGCUGCUGCCGCGUGCAGCAGCACAUGCAGUGUUUUUUAGGAAAAUCAACGUUCGAUAACGCAAACAAAACGCAAAUUUCGCGACUUUUUUUUUUUUUUUUUGAAAGAAAAUAUUUCGUAAUCUGACGAUUCGCAAGUUAAGAAAUUUGAAAACGAAGGUUUAGUUUGUGCGCUUAUAUAGUAACGCCGUGAUGCUCGUUCAAUAGAAAACAAUGCGGCCGCUGAUAAGAGUGUAGAGAAUGCUCCGUAAAUGUCAAUUCGAUGUCGUUCGCAACGAGCUAGCCUUUCGUACGGCAUUACGCAACGAAUUUUAACAAAAGACUUGCAAUUACACGCAUGCAAAGUUUCACCGUGCGCAGUUAUCGCAUGAGAGAUCUUCUGGUCGCAUUAUCUCGCGAAAUGGUGACUAUGGUCAACUAGUCCCCAAGACGUUGCAACUUGACGCCUCUAGACUAUUCUGUUUGGGAUUAUUUAAAGGAGUUUAUACCUGAAACUACGGAGCGCUUAAAGGAAAAUAUUCGACGAGAAAUUGACGAAAUUCAACCAUUUUAUGUUGCAAAAAAUUAUUGAAAACUUCACUAGACGAGAGUAGUAACUCGUAAAAAAAAGAUAGAGGCGGUCAUUUACAUGAUGUUGUUUCUCAUACGUAAUUCCCAUUCCUAACGAACACAUUGGCGUAAUAAAAAUGAUAAUUUCCAGGUAAACUGUCGUUGUUUCAUUUACAAAACAAAUCCUGCACCUCUAAUUGAAUCACCCUGUAGUAUACAGUACCGCGUUACACAAACUGUAUGUACACUACCGUCUCGGAAUGUUCAAAAAUAUACCAUUUAAGAUAAAUAAAUAUUUUUUCAAACCAUUUUCUUUCCUAAACAAUUUUUCACCGUACGACUCGAAUCGAUGCGUACAAUUAGUUGUCGCAAUAAAUUUGGAAGGUAGUACAUGAAUUGAUAUUGAGAAUUGUUUUUGUAUCAAGACAAUUUAUUCCAAGGUUUGCACCUGAAUCGAUCGCAAUAAUCGUUACGUUGAUAUCUCUAAGGAGCUAUUGUGAAAAUGUUGGAAAAUUUCAGUCGUAAAUUCCAAUACAACUGACAUUAGCUUAGAGUCGCGAUCAAAAAGAUUUCCAUAAGGUAUUAUGAAUAGGAGGUAUCCUAUUACUUCGAGAAACUGAAACUAUGGAGCUUAGAAACGAUUUUACGCAUAGAUCUCGGUAGGACUCAAACAUAGCAGAAGAGGUCCAAACAUGGUCAUAAAGAAAGGUCAUGAGAAAGGUUGUGUGUGAAUCCACGUGAAAAGAAGAAACCCAUUGAGGAAAAAGUCAACGUCAAAACGCCGUCUUUUAGACAUUCUUUGUAGCAACAAAAUUUUAGACAUUCUUUGUAGCAGCAAAAAUCACCGGAAAGAAAAGGGUCAUAUAAAUGUGGAACUAUUCAUUUUGAAACUCAUUCAAAAGUCCUCGAUGUUGCCAUAUUCGCAUGAAGCUGUUUGCCGCUACCUAACGAAGACGUCUUGUUUCACUAUCUUUACUAUGUCUCUCACUACCUGAGAUGGAAAACUUAAAGCUAAUCUCAAGCUGGCAAUUUCACAUAUUUAUUCCGUGUCCCACACGGUAGUGUACAUAUGUAUACUGAGUGUGCAUUUGCAAAAGGGUGGAUAUAAAUAAAUUCAAAUAUCGUUGUAAAUGGUACAGACUCUUAGAUGUACAAUCAAUGAAAAGGAAAACCCACCUACGAGAGAGCAUAAACCGCAAAUACUAAUAACGCAUAUGUAUAUGUUGAUGACGGAACUUGUAAAGAUAAAUGUUUCAAAGCGUGUAUGCACCAAACGUUUCGGUUCGCACUUGGAAACCCUAUGGAUAAUUUUCUACCUCUCUACCCUCUCUAAGCCCUCCUUCCUUUUCGUCGAUUGUCAAAAAAGGAUAACUAUAAAACUGGCAGAAGUGCUAAAAGUGUAAUUUAAUGUAAAUUGGUUGUAUGUGCAUCUAAAAGAAUGCAAGAAGAAGAAUAAAAUGGAA